AUGAGCACACUCCUGCGGCUGCUGCUGGGCCUCAGCCUGGGCUGCACCGGAGCAGGUGGCUUCGUGGCCCACGUGGAAAGCUCCUGUCUGCUGGACGAUGAUGGGAAUCCACAGGAUUUCUCUUAUUGUAUCUCCUUCAACAAGGAUUUGUUGACCUGCUGGGAUCCACAGAAGGGAGCAAUGGUUCCUCUUGAAUUCGGGAUGCUGAAUCGCUUGGCCUCUCAACUCUCAGAUAUCCUCAACAACCAGGAAAUCCUGCGCCAGCGCUUGUCUGUGGGGCUCCAGGAGUGUGCCAAACACACACAGCCCUUUUGGGGAUCCCUGACCCAAAGGACACGGCCUCCAUCUGUGCAGGUAGCCAAAGCCACACCUUUCAACACCAGGGAGCCCGUGAUGCUGGCCUGCUACGUGUGGGGCUUCUACCCGGCCAACGUGACCGUCACGUGGAUGAGGAACGGGCAGCUUGUCCCCCCUCACGGCAGCGCCCAUAAGAUUGUCCAGCCCAAUGGAGACUGGACCUACCAGACCGUCUCCCAUUUAGCCACAGCGCCCUCUUUCGGGGACACCUACACCUGUGUGGUGGAACACUUUGGGACUCCUGAGCUCAUCCUUCAGGACUGGACACCUGGACUGUCCCCGGAGCAGACAGUGAAGGUUUCUCUGUCUGUGGUGGUCCUGGUCCUGGGCCUCAUCAUCUUCUCCCUGGGUUUGCUCAGCUGGCGGAGAGCUGGUCCCACUGGUGGCUAUACUGUCCUCGCUGGGUCCACUUAUCCAGAAGGUCGGCACAUUUCCUAA
Messenger RNA from Pipistrellus nathusii (Nathusius's pipistrelle), 795 nucleotides. The record is from the annotation of a GenBank genome assembly. Lineage: Eukaryota; Metazoa; Chordata; Mammalia; Chiroptera; Vespertilionidae.